Messenger RNA from Debaryomyces fabryi, 249 nucleotides. RefSeq lists its product as uncharacterized. The coding region runs from base 1 to 249 and encodes 82 amino acids. The record is from RefSeq and is a predicted model, not a curated record. Gene Ontology annotation, cellular component: mitochondrial inner membrane; MICOS complex; mitochondrion. NCBI's taxonomy places the organism in Eukaryota, Fungi, Ascomycota, Pichiomycetes, Serinales, Debaryomycetaceae. The transcript has 2 exons.
AUGUCUACUGAACAAAAAGUUGCAGCCCCAUCUCAAAGUUUAUUAAAUAAUAAAUGGGAUGUUGUUUUAUCAAACACUUUAAUCAAGACCGGUUUAGGUUUUGGUGGUGGUGUUUUAGCGUCAAUCUUAUUAUUUAAGAGAAGAUCUUUCCCAGUCUGGUUAGGGAUUGGUUUUGGUUUAGGUAGAGGUUACUCUGAAGGUGAUGCUAUUUUCAGAUCUAACCACGGCUUAAGAACCGUUAAGGCUUGA